AUGGAUCUCAAAUCGGUUCAAGAUCUCAAGGGCGUUCUUCGGUCUGACUUCUUUCACGGGUAUGCUACGGCUGCGCCGCAGAUUGAGGGCGCUUGGGAUAAGGACGGCAAAGGAAUCUCGAUCUGGGAUAAGUUUGCUCAUAUUCCUGGCAAUAUAUCGGACGGAAGCACACCCGAUGAGGCUGUCAGAGCAUAUGAUUUUUACCGCGAAGAUGUAGCGCUUAUGAAGUCCUAUGGCGUGAAUGCCUACCGCUUUUCACUUUCUUGGUCCCGUAUUAUCCCCCUCGGGGGAUACAAUGACCCUGUCAAUGAGCAAGGCAUCCAAUUCUAUUCAAAUCUGAUUGACGAAUUACUUCAAAAUGGGAUCACUCCAUUUGUCACUCUCUUUCAUUGGGACACCCCGCAGGCCCUCGAAGAUCGAUACGGAGGCAUGUUAAAUCAAGACGCAUAUACGCCCGACUUCAUACGCUAUGCUCGAGUGUGCUUUGAACGAUUCGGCGAUCGUGUCAAGCACUGGAUCACAUACAAUGAGCCUGGUGUAUAUACUUUAGCCGGCUAUGCUGCCGGUGUUCACGCCCCGGGGCGUUCUUCCUUUCGCGAACGGAACUCCGAGGGGGACUCGUCUGUCGAGCCAUUCACCGUUGCACAUACACAGCUAGUCUCCCAUGGACAUGUGUCCCAUAUGUAUCGCGAUGAGUUUCAACCACGUCAGAAAGGGACGAUUGGAAUCACGCUACAUGGAAACUGGUCCGAGCCUUGGGAUGAAGAGGAUCCACUUGACCAGGAAGCAGCUGAGCGAGCGCGUGAGUUUGAGAUUGCCUGGUUUGCUGACCCACUGUACAAGACUGGCGACUAUCCCGCAUCGAUGAGAGCCCAACUAGGAGACCGGCUGCCCCGGUUCAGCCCUGAGGAAUCUGAGCUUGUUCUGGGAAGCUCUGAGUUCUAUGGCAUGAACAGUUAUACAACAUUUUUCAUGAAGCACAGAACAUCACGUCCGGAUAUCAAUGAUCAUAAAGGAAAUGUUGAGAUCCUUGACGAAAAUAAGCAAGGAGUACCGCGCGGGGAAAAAAGUGAUACGGAAUGGCUCCGCGCUGCACCUGGGGGCUUUCGAAAGUUAUUGAACUGGAUCUACAGCCGUUACAAAAUGCCAAUAUUUAUCACGGAAAACGGUACUACCGCCCCAGGAGAAGUGGCCCCGACGACUGAGAUCUUGAAUGAUACUUUUCGAAUUCGAUUCUUCGAGGGAUAUGUGGGCAAUGCGCUCGCGCGAGCUGUCAAAGAAGAUGGCGUCGACAUUCGCUCGUAUUUUGCGUGGACAUUUACUGAUAACUGGGAGUGGGCCGCUGGCUAUGGAGACCGUUUCGGCUCAACGUGGAUUGAUUUCGAGUCUCAAGAGAAGAAGCGUUAUCCCAAGCAAUCGGCAUACUACCUUGAUAAACUCUUCAGGCACUUGAUCAAAGAGACUUAG
This is a messenger RNA of Penicillium waksmanii, 1467 nucleotides long. RefSeq names its product glycoside hydrolase family 1 protein. The record is from RefSeq and is a predicted model, not a curated record. NCBI's taxonomy places the organism in Eukaryota, Fungi, Ascomycota, Eurotiomycetes, Eurotiales, Aspergillaceae. Gene Ontology annotation, molecular function: beta-glucosidase activity. Gene Ontology annotation, biological process: carbohydrate metabolic process. The coding region runs from base 1 to 1467 and encodes 488 amino acids. The transcript has 2 exons.